AUGGUCACGACAAGCACCACCCUUGUUGUACCAGUCAUCGAGUCUACGAGCUAUCCAGUACCUCUCACUGGUACGGCGACUGUGGAUGUCCCCCUCACAGGUUCAACUACGGAAUACUUCCCGGUUACUCAAACGACGACAGUGUACCAACCUGGUACAGGCACUGCCUUGGUUCCUAUUACAUUCACUCGCACAAGCUUCACAUUGUCCAUCUACACUAGCACGACGAGUUUUGCCGAUCCCUUCACCACAGAUUACCAGCCCGUGGUGAUCCUCACUACAAUCGCCAGGCCAUACACUACGACCACUGGCUCUCCUCAACUUUUUACCACGAGCAUUCCUUCCCCAAGCCUCAUUACGCUCACCGGAAGCGAUAUCGACUUUCUCACAACCACAUCCGUGGCGACCUAUCCAGUCCCAACGACAUCCAUCGCCGUUGACACAUUCUCUACCAAUUCAGAAGACAUUGAAGUCGUGACCACGACGAUCGUCGACUACCAAACGCUCACGUCCCCGACGACUGGGUUCAUCCCAGUGACAACGAGCUCAGUGGACAUUGGCGCGUAUACGACCGACUCUCCUUACCCGUCUGCAGCACCUGGCUCUACAACCGUCGUUGGUGCUUAUACGACGACAGUGGUCAACUACACGCCCUACACGACCACGGCAUAUGAUGCUCAGCCUACCACCGUUAUCACGAGCUAUGCGACGCCUGUUACGCGUACGACUACGUUUGUUACCCGCGUGGCGUAG
This is a messenger RNA of Serendipita indica DSM 11827, 753 nucleotides long. Lineage: Eukaryota; Fungi; Basidiomycota; Agaricomycetes; Sebacinales; Serendipitaceae. The record is from the annotation of a GenBank genome assembly.